Molecule: messenger RNA, 1649 nt
Organism: Pan troglodytes (chimpanzee)
Lineage: Eukaryota; Metazoa; Chordata; Mammalia; Primates; Hominidae
Exons: 2
Coding region: 94-1200 (368 amino acids)
Source: RefSeq, a predicted model, not a curated record
GAGGCCGGACCUGGUCGUAUCUGCGUCCCUGCAGGAACCCACUGUCGCUGCCCCUGCACGACGCCCGCCAGCCCACGAUGGCAGCAACAGGUGAUGGGCCCGUGCAGGUGGGAAACCGAUUUUCCUCUCAGCUGCUCGCCCUCCGGAGGCAGCUGGCCCAAAAGAGUGGCAUCGGGCGUCCUCCUCCACACAGCCUUAGAGGGGGAGGUCGGCACCAGCAUCUUUCCCACGCUCCUGGCAGAUGCGCCCACGGCUUCUACCUGGGAUGCCCGAGCGUCAGUCGGGCCAGCGCCAGCCGCGCGCGCCGGAAGCGUUUACUCGUGCAGAUCCCCGGCGCGGAAGCCCGACUACGAAGCUGCGGCAUCGCGGGCGCCGCCUCAGGUCCCCACCCGCUUCCCCCCGGGUUUGCGGACGGAGCUGGCGCCUCUGAAGGCGGAGGCGAGGGCCCCGCUCCUUGACCGUUCUUGCUCCUCCGCGGGAGCCGCCGGCCGUCACGUGGGAGGUCACGUGGGUGGCCUGUCAACUGCUCGGAGACGCCUUCGCGCGCAGCCCCGGCCCUCACGGGGGCGCGCAGUCCGAGCAUGCGCAGCAGGAGGCGCGAGUUGUCCUCCACAGCGCGGCGGGGCGGGAGACCUCCCUCCCACCCAGACCCCGCCGGCUUCCCUCCCACCCCUGCCGACCUCCCUCCACCCCCGGCCCGCGCCGGCCUCCCUCCUACCCCCGCCGACCUCCCUCCACCCCCGGCCCGCGCCGGCCUCCCUCCUACCCCCGCCGACCUCCCUCCCACCCCGAUCCCGCCGGCCUCCCUCCUACCCCCGCCGACCUCCCUCCACCCCCGGCCCGCGCCGGCCUCCCUCCUACCCCCGCCGACCUCCCUCCACCCCCGGCCCGCGCCGGCCUCCCUCCUACCCCCGCCGACCUCCCUCCCACCCCGAUCCCGCCGGCCUCCCUCCCACCCCGAUCCCGCCGGCCUCCCUCCUACCCCCGCCGACCUCCCUCCACCCCCGGCCCGCGCCGCCGGCCUCCCUCCUACCCCCGCCGACCUCCCUCCACCCCCGGCCCGCGCCGGCCUCCCUCCUACCCCCGCCGACCUCCCUCCCACCCCGAUCCCGCCGGCCUCCCUCCCACCCCCGGCCGCCGCCGCCCUCCCUCGGCGCUCGGGACAGGCUCGGGACGCUGGGGCCGCGUCCGAGCACGUGAGGGCUGAGCAGCCCGCGCCUCUCCUUAGGAAACCCAGUGAGACGCUGGGUAUUCGAAUGUGGUCGCCGGGGAACGGGCGGCGCCCACACCCCCCGCGCUCGGAGAACUCCCCAGUCCCGCCUGAAACGAACGCGGUGCCCUAAAGUGCGGGCUGCAGGCUCUGCCGCUUGACGCGGCAAUGAUUGAAGGAAUCCAAUCCUCAGGCCUUCCAGAUAGUAUCGGGGAGCUGAAACUUUCCAGAACACUAAAUCCGACCACCCCCAGCUGCCUGUUGACCACCUCCUCUUCCUUACCCCUUCCUACUUCCUAAUUUCCCACCCAUAGUUACCUUCCUUCCCUGCUAUCUAAAACCCUAACUUCAGUGGGUUGGGGAAGUGGAUUUGAGACUGGUCUCCUGUCACCUGCUGACAUCACGACAUCACUUGCAAUAAAGCCUUCUUCCCUGGCAA